UUCUGACGAUAGCGACACGCCCCCAUCCGCGCGGCUUAGCUCCGGGUUAUUGCAGGAUACGGGCGGCGCAGCCGUGUACAGCCCAGGAUCCCGGCACCGCAGGACGGCUCCGUGCAGACCCGGUGUAUGUGCGGCAAUAACAUGUCCGCACCUCUGCCUGCCAUAGUGCCCGCCGCCCGCAAGGCCACGGCCGCGGUAAUAUUCCUGCACGGGCUUGGAGAUACCGGGCAUGGCUGGGCCGAAGCUAUGGCAAGCAUCAGAAGUCCCCAUGUGAAGUAUAUCUGUCCUCAUGCGCCCAUCAUGCCAGUUUCACUGAAUAUGAACAUGGCAAUGCCAUCCUGGUUUGACAUCAUAGGUUUGUCUCCCGAUGCACAGGAAGAUGAUGCUGGCAUCAAGCAGGCAGCAGAGAAUAUUAAAGCACUGAUAGACCAAGAAGUAAAAAACGGGAUCCCCUCAAACAGAAUCCUCUUGGGAGGAUUCUCUCAGGGAGGAGCCCUGUCACUGUACACUGCGCUAACAUCAAACCAGAAGCUAGCGGGGAUUAUUGCUCUAAGUUGUUGGCUGCCGCUCCGAACCUCCUUUCCUCAGGCUGCUGCUAAUAGUGCCAACAAAGAAGUUUCUGUUCUCCAGUGCCAUGGGGAAAGUGACCCGCUAGUUCCUCUUAUGUUUGGUUCCAUGACUUCAGAGAAGCUGAAAACUGUAAUAAAUCCAGCAAAUAUCAAAUUCAAAACCUACCCAGGGUUGGCACACAGCUCUUGCAACCAGGAAAUGACAGACAUCAAGCAUUUUAUCGAGAAGCAGCUACCUCCCUCUUAACUGAGAAAGAUGCCUUCUGGGAUAAAGCACCAGCAGCAGUCACUAUGCUCCUUUUUAAUUUGAAAAGUAAAAAAAAAUUAGAAUUUUUUUCCCAAGCUGCACAGUCCCAAGGGGGUCAGGGAAAUCAACUGAAUUAUUAAGGGGCUGGUUGGUUGGCUUUUGGUUAAAGAAAAACAAACACAAAACCGGAUAUUUAAGUGCAUAGAAUAUUCCAUGUAGUAGACAGAUUGCUAUAUUAUUUAUAGCAGUGUAAGGGCUAUACACUGUACCUAGUGUAACCAGUGUUCUGUUCACCACCUGCAUCCAGGAUGCCACUAAUCGAUAUUUCCAUUUCAUUCUGUUGAUUUUAAUACUACAGAGUUUUUUUUAUUUUAUUUAGUUUUUUUUUUUUUUGGGUUUUAACCUUUGUUGUAACUUUCUAGAAUAAAGUCCUAUGUAGCUGAUCA
Messenger RNA from Bufo bufo (common toad), 1262 nucleotides. It is a transcript of the gene LYPLA1, whose product is annotated as lysophospholipase 1. Gene Ontology annotation, cellular component: cytoplasm. The transcript is spliced from 9 exons. Gene Ontology annotation, biological process: protein depalmitoylation. Bases 127 to 816 code for a protein of 229 amino acids. NCBI's taxonomy places the organism in Eukaryota, Metazoa, Chordata, Amphibia, Anura, Bufonidae. The record is from RefSeq and is a predicted model, not a curated record. Gene Ontology annotation, molecular function: carboxylic ester hydrolase activity; palmitoyl-(protein) hydrolase activity.